This is a messenger RNA of Pseudomyrmex gracilis, 1902 nucleotides long. RefSeq names its product U4/U6.U5 tri-snRNP-associated protein 2 (gene Usp39). The record is from RefSeq and is a predicted model, not a curated record. Gene Ontology annotation, biological process: protein deubiquitination; mRNA processing; spliceosomal complex assembly. NCBI's taxonomy places the organism in Eukaryota, Metazoa, Arthropoda, Insecta, Hymenoptera, Formicidae. The transcript has 9 exons. Bases 30 to 1553 code for a protein of 507 amino acids. Gene Ontology annotation, molecular function: zinc ion binding; cysteine-type deubiquitinase activity.
GAUGCUGCCGUGCUGUUUGUAAUCAUAAAAUGGCGUCUGCUACGCGAACUAUGCAGGAAAAACGAAAACUGGACGACGUCGAGAACGAUUCAGAUAAUGAAACACAAAAGAGCGUAAAACAUGCAAAGACAAACAGAGAAGCACCUCGACUGUGUCCGUACUUGGAUACAAUUAAUCGGCAAUUCUUAGAUUUUGAUUUUGAGAAGUUGUGUUCUGUGUCACUGUCCAGGAUAAAUGUGUACGCCUGCUUGGUAUGUGGAAAAUACUUUCAAGGCAGGGGAACCAACACUCAUGCGUACACGCACAGCGUAGCUGAGAGUCAUCAUGUUUUUCUCAACUUACACACACUGAAAUUUUAUUGUUUACCAGACAAUUAUGAAAUUGUUGAUUCGUCACUGGACGACAUUAAAUAUGUGUUAAAUCCAACUUUUGACAAGGCACAAAUAGCUCAGUUAGAUAAGAGUGAUAAACAAUCCAGAGCAAUUGAUGGCUCCAUGUAUUCACCAGGGAUAGUUGGAAUGAAUAAUAUAAAAGCAAACGAUUACUGCAACGUCAUUUUACAAGCACUUUCGCACGUAACACCUUUGAGAGAUUUCUUUUUAAGAGAGUCUAACUAUUCCCACGUAAAGAGACUGCCCGGUGAUUCUUCUUAUCUCUUGGUACAAAGAUUUGGAGAACUUAUGCGCAAAUUAUGGAAUCCACGUAAUUUCAAAGCACAUGUAAGUCCACACGAGAUGCUUCAGGCGGUAGUUUUGUGGAGUAAAAAAAGAUUUCAGUUUACCGAGCAAGGCGAUCCGGUGGACUUUUUAUCAUGGUUCUUAAACGCUCUUCAUUUGGCAUUAAAUGGCACAAAGAAACGUGAUUCCAGUAUAAUUUAUAAGACAUUUUUGGGACAUUUGCGAAUAUAUACGCGAAAGAUACCUCCACUGGAAUUAGAAGAGAGUCAAAGAAGCGAAUUACUGCACACAGUCGAGUAUGGCGAGACCGUAACGGAAAGUCCAUUUUUGUAUCUCACUUGCGAUCUCCCUCCGCCACCAUUGUUUAAAGAUCAAUUCACCGAGAAUAUAAUUCCGCAGGUGAAUCUGUACACGUUGUUGAACAAAUUCAAUGCUAUCACCGAGAAAGAGUACAAGACCUAUAAAGAGAAUUUCAUGAAGAGAUUCGAAAUUACUGAACUGCCGCCUUAUCUCAUACUUUAUAUAAAAAGAUUUACGAAGAAUACAUUUUUCGUCGAGAAGAAUCCAACAAUUGUGAAUUUCCCCGUUAAGAAUGUUGACUUUGGAGAUAUUUUGACACCCGAAGUAAAGGCCAAACAUCCGUAUACAACGUACGAUCUGGUGGCCAAUAUAGUGCACGAUGGCGAACCUGGUCAAGGAACAUACAGAGUUCAUAUUUUGCACAGAGCUACCGGUCAGUGGUACGAAUUGCAAGAUUUGCAUGUAACUCAAAUAUUGCCUCAAAUGAUAACCCUCACUGAAGCGUACAUACAGAUCUAUGAAUUGAGGAAAGACGCGCAUACAGAAAACGGGGACAGUAAAAACAAAACUAUGUGACAUAAUUGAAAAAAAAAUUUCUUAAAAUAUAAUAAUAAAAAUUUACAUUUUGUAUAUACAUAUAUAUAUAUAAAAGUUGUCAGAAAUGUACAUUUUGUUGACAUUUCCUCAACAUAUUUGCUACGCACAGUUCGUGUCCUCUUUCAGUUAUUUUCAGAAUGAAAAUUUAUGAGAAAAAGUUUUUGUUUUCAAUUAUUAUAAGUCUUUUCUAACUUAUUGUAAGUUUUAUUUGCUCGAUACUAGUGAUUUAAUAAUUUAUUUUGUAGCGGUAAAUCGCGCGUAACAUGAAAUAGAAAAACAUCAGUCAAAAGUAUUUUCGACAAUAAAGCUGCGUUCUCUAAAAUUCAGU